CAUUGUGUGUUGCAUAAUUGGGUCAACUGAAGAAAGAAAGAGUUGAAACGGCGAUAGACCUCCUCCAGCACCUUCACCGACUAUAUAAGCCCGAGUCGGUCGGAUCCAAAGUCAUCAGUUGUUCAACUCAUCAACACAAGUCAACAUGAAAUUGUUCGUCAUCGCCGCUCUCUUGGCCGUCGCUGCCGCCGCUCCUUCCGGCUACAAGCCGGAAUACAAAGCUCCCGAGAUCACCAUCGUCAGCCAGUCCGACGUCCGCAACGUCGACGGCAGCGGCCAAUGGAGCUACGCUGGAUCUGACGGCACCACCCGCGAUGAAGCUUACGAGCAGAAGACCUUCAAGGGAGUCACCUACGACUCUUACGGCAAAGAGUCCUACGGUGAUGUCCAGGGAAACACCAACAAGGGAUCUUCCUACUGGGUCUCCCCCGAAGGCCAGCGCCUCACUUUGACCUGGGUCGCCGAUGAUGCCGGAUUCCAGCCCAAGGGUGACCACUUGCCCGUUGCUCCCGUCCACGAAUUCGAACUCCCCGUCGCCCCAGUCCACAUCCCCUUCGACGGCAAGGGCUUCAAGAUCUACUAAAUUCAUCUCUGAUUGAUCUCCAAUCAAUCGCCUCCAUGUUUCUCUCUCCUUUUAUCUUCUUUUUUUAUUUUACCACCUGCAUCGCUCCUGGUUUCUCUUCGAUUCUCUGUCAAUGUGGGAACCAUGAUAUCUUUUGCAGAUAGUAUUUAUUCGUAUCGCAAAUAUAUCUGUUCAAAUUCGA
Molecule: messenger RNA, 764 nt
Organism: Daphnia pulex (common water flea)
Lineage: Eukaryota; Metazoa; Arthropoda; Branchiopoda; Diplostraca; Daphniidae
Product: cuticle protein CP14.6-like
Exons: 3
Coding region: 146-583 (145 amino acids)
Cellular component (GO): chitin-based extracellular matrix
Molecular function (GO): structural constituent of chitin-based larval cuticle
Source: RefSeq, a predicted model, not a curated record